Trichoplax adhaerens is the source of this 1374-nucleotide messenger RNA. RefSeq lists its product as uncharacterized. The transcript has 10 exons. Gene Ontology annotation, molecular function: protein kinase activity; ATP binding. Bases 1 to 1374 code for a protein of 457 amino acids. The record is from RefSeq and is a predicted model, not a curated record. Gene Ontology annotation, biological process: protein phosphorylation. NCBI's taxonomy places the organism in Eukaryota, Metazoa, Placozoa, Uniplacotomia, Trichoplacea, Trichoplacidae.
AUGGCAGACUAUUUCCGAAAGUUCUUUGCAAAAUUAUCAUUGCAACGUUUAGAAGGUAGCCUAGAUAAAGAUUUACAAGUCUGUGACGAAGUAAGUAUUAAUUCUGGUGGUAAGGAUAUUGAGAUGGCUACAAACAAUCGUAGUGAGGCUAACUUCCUUGGUAAAGGCUCUUUUGGAAUAGUAUAUCGUGGAAAAUUGAAAGACACAAUCGUAGCCAUUAAAUUCUUAAAACCUGAAUUUGCUGCAGUCAUUAAGAAAGAACUGUCUUCCCUCGUACGAUUCCAACAUGAAAACUUAAUUCGAUUAUAUGGCUAUAAUCGGAAAAACGUUUGCCUGGUCUUAGAAUUUGCAGCAUUGGGUCCCUUGAGAAAUUCGUUGGAAGCUACGGAGGCCGACGAGAUUCUUACUGCUACACAAAGAAUAGAUAUAAUAUUAGGUACCGCUAAAGGUUUAGAAUAUUUGCAUACUGCGUUUUCAAAGGCAUUAGUUCAUCGAGAUAUCAGCAGUGGAAAUGUCCUUCUCGAUAAAAAUCGUAAGGCGAAAAUAUCUGAUUUUGGAUUAGCACGAUCAGUUCAAGUCAUAGAAAGAGAGUCGAUUUGUGCUACUGCCUUCAAAGCUUGUGGUACUCAUGGUUAUAUGCCACCUGAAGCCAAAUAUGGAGUAGUUUCCAGAAAGUAUGAUGUCUACGGAUUUGGUGUUCUGGUACUGGAAAUUAUAUCAAUUCUUCUGCCAUAUUCAACCAAGAGAUCACCUCAUAUGCUGAGUGAUAUUUACUUUCAAAAGAAAGAAAGAAAACUUCCAUUUCCAUCGGAUAAGAAGAUUAAAUGGCCAGCCAAAUGUGUAUCAGGAUUAUUGGAAAUUGCAGAAAAAUGUUUACAUAUCAAAAGUAAUAGACCUUACAUCGAUGAGAUACGUGAAGAUUUAGAGGUUUUCAUCAAGCACUUGGAUGUUGAUAAAUUGAGUAAAGAUUCUUCCACUACAUCCUUUACACAACAGGACGAAAAUAAAAACUUAAAGAAGGUUAUCGUUCUAAAAGAUGAUACAGUUAAUAUUAGACCUACGAAACCAUCAAGCAAAAAACAACGCCGGCCGGCUUCGGCGCCUGUUACAGCAAAAAAUAUAAAUAUAGAUGCUAAACCUCCUGAAAAGAGCCAAUUAAAGAUUUUUUUCAUAGAUGAUCAAAUCUCCACGAAAGUACAAGAUAAAUCACCUACGGAUGAGGCUAAAACUGUUAAAGAGAAAAAUGCUAUAAAUAAAAAUUCCGCCAAAGUUCAAGAUAAAGCAUCAACGAAUGACACUAAAUCAGCAGGACAAACGAGUCCGAUGACACCAGGAGAAUCACCAGAUCUUGCACUGUAUACUACAGAUGUCUAA